Molecule: messenger RNA, 744 nt
Organism: Gossypium arboreum
Lineage: Eukaryota; Viridiplantae; Streptophyta; Magnoliopsida; Malvales; Malvaceae
Exons: 1
Coding region: 1-414 (137 amino acids)
Source: RefSeq, a predicted model, not a curated record
AUGGACUCUGCUGAAGAUAUUUUCGAUUCAUCGCUAAAUCUAGAAGAAACCCAUUACCAAGAAGGUUACAAAGAAGGCUACAACCACGGCGUAACGACCGGCAAGGAAGAGGGACAGGAAGUGGGUCUUAAAACUGGCUUCGAAACAGGAGAAGAGCUCGGUUUCUACAAGGGCUGUGUCGAUGUGUGGAACUCUGCCAUCCAAAUCGAUCCAACCCGCUUCUCCAAUCGGGUUCAAAAGGGGAUUAAGCAAAUGCAGGAACUAAUCCUGAAGUACCCUGCUAUGGAUCCCGAAGACGAAAGCGUCCAAGAAAUUAUGGAAGCUUUGAGGCUUAAGUUUAGGGUUAUCCGUGCAGCCUUGGGUGUUAAAUUGGAAUAUCUUGGAUACCCAAAACCUAAAGACAUCGAAUUUUGAUUUCAGCUACUUUAUUUUAGGUAUUUUACUCCUUACGCUGGGUAUCAGAUGCGAUGCUCUUUGUAUUUUUUUUAAAAAUUUGGUAGUGUUAUAUUUUGGUGUAGUUUUAAAGUUUCAAGCUUGAUCUGUUUCUCAAUUGAGUUUGCAUUUUUUCUUUUUUGAAUUUGUUUGUAAAUUUUAGGCAAUUUUAUAGUAGUUGAUUGCUCGACGGCUGGUCCCCACUCCUCACUUAAACCGUGGCUGAACAAUUGCCUUUUAUCUCAUUUCAUUAUCGCUAUCUACUCCCUUAAUUUUUGGGCAGAUCUUAAGCAAGUAGAAAGAGGAGGAGGA